AUGACAGCACUCAUUGCGUCGGAUGGAAGCAAACUUACCAUUGCUAUGGAUGAAUAUUACGACUACAAGAUUAGCCCUUAUGAUUUUGAUCCCCCACAAUGUUUUCCCAGAAUCACCAACUUGGGCAAUCGGAUUUCAGAAGGUCUCAGUGGCCCAUCAGGGUGUCGUGCUCUACGGGGUGUCAUGUUGGUGAUCUUGUGUCUCCACUGGAGCUACCCCCUCACCAAUGACGACCAAAGUGGAUUGCGAUGA
Messenger RNA from Penicillium mononematosum, 252 nucleotides. RefSeq lists its product as uncharacterized. NCBI's taxonomy places the organism in Eukaryota, Fungi, Ascomycota, Eurotiomycetes, Eurotiales, Aspergillaceae. Bases 1 to 252 code for a protein of 83 amino acids. The record is from RefSeq and is a predicted model, not a curated record. The transcript has a single exon.